Molecule: messenger RNA, 2037 nt
Organism: Spodoptera exigua (beet armyworm)
Lineage: Eukaryota; Metazoa; Arthropoda; Insecta; Lepidoptera; Noctuidae
Source: the annotation of a GenBank genome assembly
CAAAUUAAAUCGAUUUAUAUUUACUUCCUUAAGUGCUAUUUAGUUUGAAUGUAAAUGUUAGUUUAUAAGCUUAUUUACUAUGAUUCGCGUAGAAACAGUUUAGAGAAGAAGUGUUCGGUGUCAGGAAUAGACGUCCCUUAGCAAGUUUCUGCUCUGGUGGGAAGUGCAAGGGUCUCGUCUGUCUAGCCUGGAUACAUCGCAAUAGCCAUGGACGCCGCAGGGAGUUUCAAGAUCAUACAGGUGCUCCAAGGGGCCUUUAGGAUAUUGGCAGCCUUGCAUCUCACCAACUACCUGUGGCCACACCAAGCUCAUGUACACGAUGGCCAAAGUUUUGACUUCAUCGUUGUCGGCGCGGGAACGGCUGGAAGUUUGAUAGCCAACAGAUUGUCAGAAAUCGAGCAUGUCAACGUGUUGCUCAUCGAGGCUGGUGGAGAUCCGCCUUUUGAGUCUGAUCUUCCCGGUUUGCCGCUUUUGAUGAAGAGGUCUCGCUAUGACUGGAACUACACUGCUGAGUACGACGCCUACAAGGACGUUUGUCAUCUUCAAUCUUACUACGAAUUCACUCUUGGAAAAAUGCUUGGUGGAACUAGCUCUCUCAAUUACAUGAUUUACCACAGAGGACAACCAAGUGACUUUGACUCUUGGGCUGACGUCGUCAAAGAUGAAUCAUGGAAAUGGCAGAAUGUGCUUCCAUAUUUCUUGAAAACUGGAAGAUUAGAAGAUCCCCAAUUAUUAGCCUCAAGAGACAAAGAAUACUAUGGAACUAACGGUUACAUUGGAAUAAACAGAGACCAUCGCAAAGAGAUUGAGAAAUUCUUAGAUGCAUACAGAGAAGUUGGAAACGAUAUAGUCUUAGAUUUUAACGAACAUCAUCCUUUGGGCUAUUCUGCACAGACCGUCACUAUCUCGGGACGGUCUCGACAGAGCUCAGCAUAUGCGUUUUUGUCAUCAGUGAAAGAUCGCCGUAACCUCCAUGUCUUGAAGAAUACCUUAGCCACUAAAAUCUUGUUCGACGAAAACAAAAAGGCCGUAGGAGUAGAAGUUCUGACAGAAGACGGUAAAAAGAUGAAUUUGAAGGCUAAAAAAGAAGUGAUCGUGUCUGCUGGAACAUUCAACUCACCUAAACUAUUGAUGUUAUCUGGUGUCGGACCCGAGGAACACUUGAAGAGCAAAAAUAUUGAAGUAAUUUCAAACUUACCCGUAGGAGAAAAUCUGCAAGAACACAUUUGUGUAGUUAUUAUACACAAUUUGGACAAGUUGACCGAACCUUUUCCGCAACCUAGUCCUUAUGAAUUACCUGGUUCUUCAUUCACUGGUUUUGUUGCUCUAAACAAAUCGUCCAACUACCCUGAUUACCAAGUAAUCACUUACUUGGGUUCUGCGGAAAUUAUGUUGUACUAUUGCACAUUCGCUUUCAGAUUCAGUGAUGAAAUUUGUAACAACAUGUAUAAACAAGGCAUAGAUCGUCUUCAAGCGUUCAAUGAGAUAUUAAACAUAGCGCCGAAGUCACGAGGCAAGGUAUUGUUGAAAAGUACCGAUCCAGAAGAAGCUCCUCUUGUUUACAAUGGCUUCUUUUCGAACAAAGACGACGUUGAGGCUCUAGUUGAUUACAUUUUUGAUUAUCUACCAAUCAUGAACACGACUUACUAUAGGGAAGUCGACGCCAUAAUGUCUGAUGCAGAUCCUGCUUGUAAUGAAUUCGGCAAAGAUACUCGAGAGUAUUGGCGUUGUUACGUGAUGUGUGUAUCUUCUGGGUUGAGUCAUAUGACCAGCACAUGUCCAAUGGGCACGGUCGUCGAUGGAAAAUUACGAGUUCAUGGCGUGAAAGGUCUGCGUGUAGCUGACGCUAGUGUGAUGCCAACAAUCACUAGAGGAAAUCCCAUGGGUACAGUCUACAUGAUCGCAGAAAAGGCCGCCGAUAUUAUCAAGAAAGAUCACAACCUGAUUUAAAUUUACCAGCUGUGUAACACAUAGAAGCAUAUUCGGUAUUUGUUAUGGAUUUUUUAAGAUAUUCUUUGUUUUUCGUUGGAGUUUAAG